Penicillium antarcticum is the source of this 507-nucleotide messenger RNA. RefSeq lists its product as uncharacterized. The transcript has a single exon. Bases 1 to 507 code for a protein of 168 amino acids. NCBI's taxonomy places the organism in Eukaryota, Fungi, Ascomycota, Eurotiomycetes, Eurotiales, Aspergillaceae. The record is from RefSeq and is a predicted model, not a curated record.
AUGGGUUGGUUCGAUGGUCGAUCAUCUGUGUCGUCGGCGGGCUAUGUGCGCCGUCGGUCGCCGACACGCCCCAAGUCAGGCUACUCAACUCAUCAUUCGCGACACUCUGCGCCAUCCUUCUUCGGUGGUCUGGGUGGAGGUCGAACAGGAGGACGCUCAAGCCCAUCGGUCUUCUCAUCUUUCUCGUCAUCUUCGUCGCGACGAGCCCGGCCUCGGGAGGGAUUCGUCCAGCGCAUGAUUCGCGAUAUCAAGCGCCUGUUCCGUGAUAUUGCUCGCUAUGCCCGUCGUAACCCCAUGAAGGUCUUCAUGAUGGUCAUCCUGCCUCUUCUGACUAGCGGUGUUCUGCCCAAACUGCUGGCUAUGAUCGGAAUUCGCUUGCCCCAUGCAGUCAUUAGUGCACUAGGCGGCAGUGCGGCGCAUUCUUCCCGCGGACUCGAGGAGGGCGCUGGCAGAGGUAUUGGGGAGAACAUCAGUAGCCUCAUGAACAUUGCUAAGAUGUUUGCUUAA